AGAAAGAGGGCAGAUCUCAGUCAUAAUUUUUUCCUUUAGGACUCGCUCAGGCUUUUCUUCAUUACCCUUCCUCCAUCACCCCAGACCAGGUCGAUAGUAGCCAUCAUGCCUCCCAAGAUCGACCCCAACGAGAUCAAGAUCAUCCACCUCCGGGCCACCGGUGGUGAGGUCGGCGCUUCAUCCGCGCUGGCUCCCAAGAUCGGUCCUCUUGGCCUCUCGCCCAAGAAGGUCGGAGAAGAUAUCGCCAAGGCUACUGGCGACUGGAAGGGCCUCCGCGUCACGGUCAAGCUCACUAUCCAGAACCGUCAGGCCGCUGUCUCUGUUGUGCCCACUGCCUCUUCCCUGAUCAUUCGCGCCCUGAAGGAGCCUCCCCGUGAUCGCAAGAAGGAGAAGAACAUCAAGCACUCCAAGUCUGUUCCCUUCGACGAGAUCGUCGAGAUCGCCCGCACAAUGCGCCACAAGUCUUUCUCCAAGUCUCUCGAGGGUACCGUCAAGGAGGUUCUGGGCACUGCCUUCAGUGUAGGAUGCCAGGUUGAUGGUAAGAGCCCAAGGGCAAUUACCGAUGCCAUUGAGGCUGGUGAGCUCGAUGUGCCCGAGGAGUAAGAGUACCCCUUUGACCAACGAUGAAUUCCGCACGACUCUGGAGUUACGGGGAAUGGUUCGGAAGAGUCCUUCGGCGGACUCAUAUCUUCUCAAUAAAGUUCCCGACCCUUCAUGACCGGGUGCCCAUGAGCUACCACGUUCUGAAACAACAUGCGAACCGAUUGACUGUGCCCCUUUGGCUUAUCGACGCCUUAAGGGCACGUCAUCUGGGCAACAAUGAAUACUUGUGCAAUACUGGAAUGUGUUUCCAGCCUGCACACGAUUCUGCGAAAA
This is a messenger RNA of Verticillium dahliae VdLs.17, 876 nucleotides long. Its product is annotated as 60S ribosomal protein L12. The record is from RefSeq and is a predicted model, not a curated record. The transcript is spliced from 5 exons. The coding region runs from base 106 to 603 and encodes 165 amino acids. Gene Ontology annotation, molecular function: large ribosomal subunit rRNA binding; structural constituent of ribosome. NCBI's taxonomy places the organism in Eukaryota, Fungi, Ascomycota, Sordariomycetes, Glomerellales, Plectosphaerellaceae. Gene Ontology annotation, biological process: translation. Gene Ontology annotation, cellular component: cytosolic large ribosomal subunit; ribosome.